Messenger RNA from Rhea pennata, 1368 nucleotides. RefSeq names its product tRNA methyltransferase 10A (gene TRMT10A). The transcript has 8 exons. NCBI's taxonomy places the organism in Eukaryota, Metazoa, Chordata, Aves, Rheiformes, Rheidae. Gene Ontology annotation, cellular component: nucleus; nucleoplasm; cytosol. Gene Ontology annotation, biological process: tRNA N1-guanine methylation. The record is from RefSeq and is a predicted model, not a curated record. Bases 176 to 1129 code for a protein of 317 amino acids. Gene Ontology annotation, molecular function: tRNA binding; methyltransferase activity.
CGCGGUGGGGCGGCGCGCGGGUACGUUAACGGUCGCCGCGCCCGUUGAUGCUGCGCCACCGCCGUUGGGGGCGGGGGGCGAGCUGAGGUGAAGGAAUUAGUAGGGGAAAAGCUUGCUCUUUAUGAAAUAUUUACAAAGCAUUAAGAAUUGAGUCAGUAAAGACAACCAAAAGCUAAUGUCUUCAGAAAUGCCAGCAGAGAGUCCAGAGGUUCCAACAGAAAGCACUGUGCCUGCAGAGGUUCCUGAUGUGCAAGGAAAGGUGAAGUCAAACGAUGGUCAAGUAGAAAGACAGGAGGCAAGCUCAGACAAGGCACAAUGUCUUGAACCCAUGUCCAAGAGGCAAAGGAAGAAACUGAUGAAGCAGAAACAGUGGGAAGAACAGAAAGACCUACGCAGGCAGAAACGAAAAGAAAAACGCCAGAAGAGAAAAUUAGAACGUCAGUCAAAAUUGGACCCUAAUAAUGAUGGGAAUGACAGAAAGCGUAUGCGAAAGGAAGUGGUUCCUAGUACGCUUCGCCUCAUUGUCGACUGCAGCUUUGAUGACUUGAUGGUGCUAAAGGAUGUUAAGAAGCUUCACAAGCAAAUUCAGAGAUGUUAUGCAGAAAACCGCAAAGCAUUUCAUCCUGUGCAGUUUUACUUGACCAGCCAUGGGGGACAGUUGAAGAACAACAUGAAUGAAAAUGACAAAGGAUGGGUGAACUGGAAGGAUAUCCAAAUUAGAACAGAGCACUAUAGCGAGCUAAUAAAGAAAGAAGACCUAGUAUAUCUCACCUCAGAUUCCCCAGAUGUUCUCAGUGAGCUGGAUGAGAAGAAAGCCUACGUAAUUGGAGGUCUGGUGGAUCACAAUCACCACAAGGGAAUUACUUACAGAAGAGCAGUAGAGUUAGGAAUUGGUCAUGCACAACUCCCUCUUGGAAACUUUGUGAAAAUGAACAGUCGGAAAGUGUUAGCAGUCAACCAUGUGUUUGAGAUCAUCCUUGCAUACCUGGAGAAGAGAGACUGGAAGGAGGCUUUUUUCAGUGUCUUGCCACAACGGAAAGGGGCUGUUCCUUUGGGAGAAGCCAAUGAUUCAUCCAAACAUUCUCCAUCUGAAAAAGAAGAUGGAGACACUGACUUGGAGAGCAACUAGGCUUCAGGAUGAGAUGAGAAAAAUGAGAUACGCUGUUCACGGAAUAAAGUUGGGACACAAAGUAGUUAAACCCUGAAGACUGUCUGCUGCCCUUGUGAUACUGAAUUGUCUCAGUGCUUAGCAGUUACAUAAUGGCCCAGAACUGUUGAUGGACAGAAAGGGUAAAGAUAAAUGCUACUUUUACCCUGAGACUUCAAUAUGAGUAGCUUUUUUAAAAAAUAAAUUAAUGGCAGAAAUUA